AUGCCAGUCAAUUUUGAGUGGGAGGAAUUGAUUUUCUCUAAGGGAACAUUGAUCUCUCUCGUCUUAACUGUCUGUUUCCUUCUCUUCACGCUGAAAACAUCCCCCAUCCAUCCCAAAGGGUGCCGGCGUCUUGGGCUUCCACCAGGAACGAGCAAUUUGGACGAUGAAUACGACUCAAAGUAUGCAUCCGGUGUGCCUCAAACCCAGGAUGAUCAAGGUCGCCCAUCGUGGCGCGUCAAGGCGUUGUUCAGCUAUCCUCUCAAAUCAUGUCGCGGAGUUGAGCUUGAAGCCUCAAAUGUAGUCCCCACUGGACUCGAGUACGACAGGCAAUUCACCUUUGCCGGAUACAACAACGACAAGUGGAACAUCCGUACCCUGCGCAACAAAGGCUUCAACCGCCUGGCACUGGUCGAGCCGGAGAUUUGGAUCCCCGAUCCAUCCGCCCAUGACUAUGAUCCCUCUUCAACCGAGGUGCAAUCCCACGGCGUGUUGGUCAUCUCGUACCCACGCAUCGCACCCGCAGGAAUACAAGGGCAACUUGUGAAAAUCGGCAUGGCGCUCAACAUCUGCGACAAGCGACGUCAAUUCCAAGUUCCACUGCAUCCACCUGCGGAGUCCAAAUUCCCCGAAGUUCCCGUGAAGAUCUGGAAGGACAGUCCCAUCGCUCUCGACUAUGGCGAACUGCUCCCAGCCUCGCUGCACGAGUAUCUGGAAUCGGACCCAGCAAAGCGGGAAUUAACAUUGUUCCGUGCGAGCGCAUCGCACACGCGCGAAAUCUUCCGCAAUGCCCCGACCAAAGAGGACAUAGGAUUCCAACCCAAUACUGCCUUUGCAGAUGCGUAUCCCAUUCACCUACUGAAUAUGUCGAGUCACCGGGAUGUGGCGUCCCGCUGUGCCUAUGCCAUUCCGCGACUGAGCAUUCGGCGGUUCCGCGCAAACAUCAUUGUUCAAGGGCCAUCGUCCUUCGACGAAGAUCACUGGAAGCGGGUCUCAAUAGGAGGUACUGAAAUCUAUACUUCCUGUCGGACUGUUCGGUGCCGGCUGCCAAAUGUCGACCCGGACUCCGGGGAUAGACACAAGGCUGAGCCGGACAAGACGCUGAAGUCGUAUCGGCGAAUCGACGAGGGAGACCCGACGAACGCAUGCUUGGGCAUGCAGCUUGUUCCGUCGAAGGGAGAAUUUAUCUUGCGCGUUGGGGACAAGCUUGAUGUUCUUGAGACCGGACUGCACCAGUACAUCAAGAUGUUGGCUCCGGGGGAGAAGGUCGAGGGCGUGUGA
This is a messenger RNA of Penicillium olsonii, 1278 nucleotides long. Lineage: Eukaryota; Fungi; Ascomycota; Eurotiomycetes; Eurotiales; Aspergillaceae. The record is from the annotation of a GenBank genome assembly.